AUAUUAACUACACUUAGUUAGUCUAUGUCUUGGAGAAUGAGCUAUAGGUGGAACCACCAGUACCGGACUGGUCUAUUCUGGGCUCCUCCGGUGCAUUCGGGCUAACUAGCUUGCUAGCUAGGCUAGGUGGCUAACCGUAGUUAGCUACAGCGCUUAGAUUGUUUUGCCAGCUUACUCCAGGCAUAGCAUAAUUUCAACAAAAUGUAAUGUUAAAGACCCGUCUGUGUUAAACAGCAUGAUGACGCAAUAACACUUUAACAUGUAUCCAGAGGGUAGCUAACGACCCGUUUUUGGUUUCCCAAAACAACUCCGGCCCGGGCCUCAGUCCGCGGUCUAGAGUUUGAUAGCGGACUGUUUGAGACAGAAGCACGUCGGUGUGUAGCUGCCAGCCAGCCCCUGAGCCCCAACCACCAUCAUGGGAGACAGUCGAGAUUCCCGCAGCCCAGACAGUUCGUCUGUGUCCUCCCCUCCAUCGGGCCAGCGCUCGCCUCCGCUGGUUCCCUCAGCCGCUUCCAUGACCUCCCUGCCUCCCAUCACCACCACUGGGGUUAACAGCCCCAUCAGUAGCAUUGGCUCCCCCUUUUCCGUCAUCAGCUCUUCAUUGGGAUCGCCCUGCCUACCUGGCACACCGUCGGUCGGUUAUGGCCCUAUUAGCAGCCCGCAGAUCAACUCAACAGUGUCCAUGUCAGGUCUCCAUGCAGUGAGCAGCUCCGAUGAUGUGAAACCUCCUUUGGGCUUGAAGCAGCUUUCGUCCCACAGCCCAGGGCCGAUGCUUUCCCAGAAACGCCUUUGUUCCAUCUGCGGAGACAGAUCCUCCGGUAAACACUAUGGUGUCUACAGCUGUGAGGGCUGUAAAGGUUUCUUCAAGCGCACCGUGCGCAAAGACCUGACCUACACAUGUCGGGACAAUAAAGACUGUAUGGUGGAUAAGAGACAGAGGAAUCGCUGCCAGUACUGCCGUUACCAGAAGUGCCUGGCCAUGGGCAUGAAGAGAGAAGUGGCCAAGAUGAACGACAGAUCUGUCCAAGAGGAACGGCAGAGGAACAAGGAACGAGAGGGCGAGGUGGAGUCGACUAGUGCGGUAAACGAAGAGAUGCCGGUGGAGAAGAUUUUGGAAGCGGAGAUGGCUGUAGAGCAGAAGACAGAGCUUCAUGCUGAUGGAAGCUCAGGCGGCAGCUCUCCCAACGAUCCUGUCACCAACAUCUGUCAGGCAGCAGACAAGCAGCUCUUCACCCUGGUGGAGUGGGCUAAGAGGAUCCCUCACUUCUCCGAGCUGGCCCUGGACGACCAGGUCAUCCUGCUGCGUGCAGGUUGGAAUGAACUCCUGAUUGCAUCGUUCUCCCAUCGCUCCAUCUCGGUGAAGGACGGGAUUUUACUGGCCACUGGCCUGCAUGUACACAGGAACAGUGCUCACAGUGCAGGUGUUGGAGCCAUCUUUGACAGGGCGCACAAUGCAGAGGUUGGGGCCAUAUUUGACAGGGUUUUGACGGAGCUUGUAAGUAAGAUGAGAGACAUGCAAAUGGACAAGACAGAGCUGGGCUGCCUUCGAGCCAUCAUCCUUUUUAACCCAGAUGCCAAGGGUUUGUCCAACCCCAGUGAGGUGGAGCUCCUAAGAGAGAGGGUAUACGCAUCUCUGGAGUCUUACUGCAAACAGAAAUACCCUGAUCAGCAGGGCAGGUUUGCCAAGCUCCUUCUCCGGCUCCCAGCACUGCGCUCCAUUGGUCUAAAGUGCCUGGAGCACCUGUUUUUCUUCAAACUGAUCGGUGACACGCCCAUCGACACCUUUCUGAUGGAGAUGCUAGAGGCGCCUCACCAGCUCACCUAGAGGAGCCAGGUUCGGUCCAGUCAGGAUCUGAUGCACACCAGGAUUACCAACACGUCACCCCAUGUUGGGUCGUUGUCUCCUCUCGUUGAGCCUCACUUAACUGCAGCACCUGCUGGUUUUAAUGUACCGGCUCUAUACACACACAAAAAAACUUGUUUUUUCCAUGCCACUGGCUAAUUAUCUUCACACACGCAGAUCUUAAAUUGCAUACAUGAAUUGACAUGCAACUUAAAUAAUACACAGAUAAUAUGGCUCUGAAUGAACAAUAUAUUAACACACACAUUUUCAACAUCUUUUCCCAUGCUCAGAUUUCCACCGUAGGGGUUACGACUCAAGGAAAUACAUCCCCUUUUUAUCACACGUGUUACAGUAAAUGUCUUAAUUUUAAGUUAGCUUUCAGUUUCACAUGUUCAUGUCACAGUGGGUUAUUGCUUCUGCGUAACUGGUAUACUUCCCCUGUUUUUACUUGGGUUACUUUGUUACACUGCUAGCUGCACCUCUGUAUAUUUUAUCCAUCACUAGCCAGUUAGUUAUUCAUGUAUGGUUUUUGCUUAAAAUCAGGUGCGAAGCAUUUCAAUCAACUGUCCAUCAUCAAACUAAUUCAGUUUUUAUUGAUCAGGACGUGUCCUAAAAUGGACAAGCAGACACACCCUCCCAGUGAGUUCAUCCAACUCGUAAACAUUGAAAUAUUUUAUGCUUUUUGAAUAUUCAUGCUGAAACUUGUUUGAGUUUCUAUUUUGAAGUACUGUACUCAUGAAAUGAGAGCUUUUUCCAAGGCAUUGAAAUCCAGGAAAAGGGGAGUGGGAGCACUUGUUGAACAGACAAACUUUGUCCCUCCCACCCUGAUGCGCACAGCGGGCUUUGUAAGACAAGAAGAAUGACUUGAAUUUUUUUUUUUUCAUAGUUUUGAUUCAUCCUUUUCUCUAUUUCAGCAGUUGUUUGGCAUUUUCAACAGCUUGAGGCUCACAGGUAGUACAGCUUCAUGCAAGACAAAACCAUAGUAGUUUGUCUUUUAUCUCCUGUUACCCCAAAUCCUCCUUUUCUGGUGGUCAUUUAUGCACUUUCGUGAGUUGUAACUGUGUAAAUGUUACUGUUUCCUAGAAAUGACCAUCUAUUCUCAGACACCUAAGAUGACCUUGAAGGUACUAAGUGUAGGGUUUUCUCAUUAUUGCAUCAUUGUUGAAUCAGAUGUGAUUAUUUGUUAAAGAACUUUCUGAAUAAUUGGCCACUUUCUGCACAGUUGAUAACCAGGUUUGGGACUCUACACUGACCACCAGUCAAAUUGUUUUGACUGGUCAAAUGGUCGAAAUUUUGGCUGGCAGGUAUGUGAGUCUGUCCGCACACCAAGUCCAGCUGGAAGUCCAUAAUUCUUGAUAGGUUGCUCUUUAGUCCAAAAAUCUUCUUUGUGUCCGUUUGUCAUAGACAAAAAAAAUAUUGUUUGACCUUUCUGUGUAUAAUUUGUCAGCCUCUUUGUUUGAUGCUGCACUCUGUUCUGUGAAACAAGGUGCAAAAAGCUACAUUUCUGUUCAACUCAAAAAGCAGCAGCAGAGCUGGAAAUGUAAAGACAGUGGCAAUAAUACAACAUUCAAUUUCACCUGGCCAUCAUUCAAUAUCAAAUUUGGCUUACCUGCAAUACUAUUGCAGCCCUCCGCUUAAGGAUGGAUCACAGACCGUGAAUAUAAACAAUGCCCCAGUGUUUGAAUUACUUGUAUGUCAUGUUACUGUAAUGCAAUAAUGAAAUUAGUUAGUGUUAUAUAAUGGAAAUCCUACACCUACUACCUGCAGCUUUGGAAACUUUAUUCAGUGUGUAUUGGCUCAAUGCUUGCGACUUUUGUACAGUAGAUGUAAAUAAUACAAAAGAAAAACACAGGAGUCAUGCAGAAACAAAGGCCUGUUCACACUCGUGAAUGUGAAACAUGUGGCUCCAACAAACAAUUUUAAAAGCUCUAUUUUUUCCUCCAAUGUAAGGACAUACCAUGAAAUUAUUAUUGAGCCCAGGGCCAAACCACACCUCAUUGCUGCUUUUGCACCAAAUUCUGCCAAUGUUUCCUGUUGUUCUUGGUAAUUGAUUGGCUGGAUUUCAUUGACAAUGGCACUUGACAUUUACUGUGAUUGAAAUUUGUGGCCAACUGAAUCCGAGCAUUGCAGUGAACAGUCAAAUGCAGCUACCACAUGAUCAGGAGAUAUACAAUAAACUAUGAAUCACACCAUCUACACAUGCUCAAAAGUGAGCAAUACUGGGGUACACAGUGAUUUAUUACCAUUUUUGUUAGUAUUUAAAGGAGUGUUGAUGUACUGAAGUAUACUUAGCCUUCUUAUUAGACACCACAUUUAUUAGCAAUUAGAAACGUACAUUUUGCAGUAUCAUUCUACAGGGAAGAGGUACAGCUGUCCUCUACCGGGUGCUAAAUAACUAUUAUGGUCUUUCCGUGUAAGACUUGCACAUUUACAUCAAUGCAAACAUGGUAUGCAAGUACACAGACACACCAGUCUCCACUCAUUGAACAGGUCUGUUUAGGAUGUAGGAUUCCCUCCUGGAUUUUUUUUCUGUUACUUUAGGACCCCUAACUUUUUUCAGACUCCCAACCAAGAAUAAUGAAUACCAGCUAAGUGCUUGUACAUUCUGGUUGUGGCAGAUUCGUCUUUUUACUUUACCAGACAGAGCCGGUGUCUUUUGUAUUUUAGAAAGCAGUUCGGCUGGUGGAAGCAAUGAAAGUAGCUGGUGGAUUUUGGGUUCCACCAUCUUCUUUGACCGGAAUGAGUAAUGAGCUUCCUGCCCUGCAUAUAGUCUAAAUACUUCUCUGAGAGGUUCCUUGGCCUCCCCCAUGUGAUGUGGACUUGGAGCCUGACAGUUAGAUGACCUGUGAGACAGGUGGUUUUGUUUAACAUGUCAGUAAGUUGGUCUAACCUUAGAGUUUGGUGGUGUUUCAGUUUUUCUCCAUCCAUUCGUACAAACGACCAACCCAAAGUAGUCUCCAGAUGUCCAUUAGUUCCCUACAUGCAGAGAAAUUCAGCCCUUCGUGCACCAUUGCUGCCUGAUUUUGUUGUUUGAUGACAAAGAAAAGCAAGGCGGUAUUGGCAAGCUAAUGAUUUCAAGCAUCAACAUUUGCUCGCAUUCUUGUACUGUAUAUGAUGCGGUUAUGGUCUCAGAGACUUAAGUGAAAAGCAUUCUGAGGCCACCAGACUUUGAGCUCUGUGAUCUGGAUUAGAGCAAAGCUAUCCUGAGACAGUUUGACUGUGGAAUGAAGUUUGUGAGUGAAACUUACUUGUCCCUCAGAGAGGGUCGGCUGACUUUAGGAUGUGUGUUCAUCUGUCAUCUCAGCAACUAUCUCUGUAGGAUUUUCUUUUUGGAGCUUCCUCUUUUAAAUGUGUAAGCCUGCUGCUACUGCAUCAUGUUUAUAGCUGGGGAUGGGAAUGAUUACACAAGUGCUGAAGGAUCAACUAGUUGGAUCCACAUAAAUGCUAGUCACAUACACAGUUGGCUUUGUUGAUGAUUCAUCAAAAAGUAAAAAUAUGCAACUUGUAUAUUCAUAUUGUAGUAAACAGUUGUCAUGCAAUAUGUGCAUUAUGUUUCUGGCAUUUGCAAAUUUGAGCUUAGUCUGUUACAUAAAUUAUUAUCUAUCGGCAUUGAAAUUAUUUCAAAUUCCCAUCCUCCAUGUAACAGCAAUGCGUUUAAGUUUUGCCAUUUCUAUAUUCUUAACAUUUUGCUAUGAGCUUAGGUCAUUUAGGGGAUGGUAAAUAGAUACAGUACAUUUAAAAAGCUAUACAGUCAGUGCAGGUUCUGUGUGCUAAGCCAAUUUAUGCUUUGCUCAUCAAGCUGACUGUUUUGGCAAGAGCUGGUGGUUGGCUAUUUCAUUUUCUUUUUUUUUUAGCAUUUGUUGUCGGGUAUGUGUGGCCAUGUGUGUGCUUUCAUGCACAUGGGCAAUGAAUCUGUCUGCAGCUAUGCCUUUUGACUGGCAGUUACUAUAGCUUUGGCAGUGAUGUGCUGAGCGCUGUUCAAUUGUUGAGCAAAAUACUCAAAGGAUGCACAGAGAAAAAGGAGCCAAGCGGGAGGGGUGAUUAACUGGCGUGUUGACCGGAUGCUUUAUCAACACAACCUAGUCUUCUCCCUCCCUCCACUUUGCCCUGUCUCCACUGCUUUACUUAAAA
Centropristis striata (black sea bass) is the source of this 5974-nucleotide messenger RNA. RefSeq names its product retinoid x receptor, beta a (gene rxrba). The record is from RefSeq and is a predicted model, not a curated record. Gene Ontology annotation, biological process: cell differentiation; anatomical structure development; retinoic acid receptor signaling pathway. The coding region runs from base 416 to 1825 and encodes 469 amino acids. The transcript is spliced from 13 exons. Gene Ontology annotation, cellular component: nucleus; RNA polymerase II transcription regulator complex. Lineage: Eukaryota; Metazoa; Chordata; Actinopteri; Perciformes; Serranidae. Gene Ontology annotation, molecular function: zinc ion binding; nuclear receptor activity; nuclear steroid receptor activity.